GUAUUCGCUCGAGCAGUCGAUCGCGACGCGAGCAGAGGAACCUGCUCAGGUGUGACUUGUCGCGGUUUUUCCGUGCGAGUGCAAUGCAAACUGCGCUACCUUGUGCCUCGUAAACACGUGUUGUUACCUAAGUUCCUAGUAAUUAACGAAUUACUGACGCCACCAAACACCUGCCUACGUUUGCAGGCAAGAAACACUCUGGUCGCGCGUCAAACAAUUUGCAUACGAACGAUCUUUUUGUAUACUGAUAUUUUAGCGAGCGCGCACAAGGGAAGAAGCAUGUAUCGCUUUAGACGUAAAACGAUCGUGUUCGCAAUUAUCUGUGGAUUGGUCGUGGCACAGAACGACGACCUCAACUUCCACCAUGAUUCUGACAGCUUGGUUUUCCCUGGCCCGAGCGGCAGGAAUGGAAAGUCGAAGCCUACCGUGCAACCAGCCAACAGAUUUGCAGCUACUGACAACGAACUGGAGAGAUCGCUGCAAUUAGCGAAGAAAAUUAAUUCCGUCACAUCGGUUGACGAGUUCCUUAACCUUGUCCAUGGUGUACCAGAUAGCGAGGCCUUUUCUCUUAGCGGUAGAAUGGGAGAGACCGGUGAACGUUCGAACGCGGAACGACCUGUUCCAGCUACGUGUACACCGGAAUUACAAACAGUUCCUCUGAAACAAGACACCGAUCCUUCAACUAUUUAUUACCCCUCAUGCACCCGGGUUAAAAGAUGCGGAGGUUGUUGUAGCCAUUCGUUGCUUUCCUGCCAACCGACCGCUGUGGAAACUCGAAAUUUCGAAGUGCUCGUGACGUCGAUCGAACAAUCUUAUGGAUUGACCUAUAAAGGCAAACGGAUUGUGCCAUUAGAGGAACACACGAAAUGUCAGUGCGACUGCAGAAUUAAGGAGGAGCAUUGUAACGAGAAGCAAUCCUACAUACCAGCGGAAUGUAGAUGCAUGUGCAACAACGUCGACGAGGAGGAGAAGUGUUACAAGAACAACGACACGAAGAUCUGGAAUCCAGAACUUUGUACCUGCUUUUGUAGAGAGGAGCAAGAAUGUUCUACUGGCUUUUACUUCGACCAAAAUACGUGCAGUUGUCGACAAGUACCAUUGUCCAGGGCUUGGUUUCCAGCCACAAAAGGAGCUAAUUAUGGAUUUAGUCAAACACAAAAGCCAGAUGUACCACCGGUGAUAUUUGCAUUAGACGCAACAGAUCCCAGAAGAAAACCUAAACAGGACCCGGAAUACAAAUAAGGAUGGAUAUUUAAAAGAUAGAUCACAAGACUUAUAAAGACAGUUAUUUAAUGGAACAUGCUUAUGGUUCGACCCUCUCCCUGUGUGCCAUUCAAUUACAACAUACACCAUGUAAUUAUAGUAUUUAUGUGAUAGUAUUACUUCAACAUUGCAGGAUAUAAGUCACUGUAUUUUUGUAUAUCAAGAGACUUUGUGAUAGGAGAAAAUACAAUUAUUUAAGAUACAAUAUGUAUCUAUAAAAUAUUACAAA
Messenger RNA from Osmia lignaria (orchard mason bee), 1492 nucleotides. It is a transcript of the gene Pvf1, whose product is annotated as PDGF- and VEGF-related factor 1. Gene Ontology annotation, cellular component: membrane. The record is from RefSeq and is a predicted model, not a curated record. Lineage: Eukaryota; Metazoa; Arthropoda; Insecta; Hymenoptera; Megachilidae. Gene Ontology annotation, molecular function: growth factor activity; growth factor receptor binding. Gene Ontology annotation, biological process: positive regulation of cell population proliferation; positive regulation of protein autophosphorylation.